This is a messenger RNA of Symbiodinium pilosum, 1173 nucleotides long. NCBI's taxonomy places the organism in Eukaryota, Dinophyceae, Suessiales, Symbiodiniaceae. The record is from the annotation of a GenBank genome assembly.
AUGGCAUCCUUUUCCAAGAGCUCCUCGAAGGCGGGCACUGGAGUGGGUGGCGGAGGAUGGUCGAAAGCAAAGCAUCAAGCUGCUGGUGGAGGCGGCUCCACCAUAGAAAGGAUCCAGCAGAUUGAGCUAGAAAUCUCACGCACCCAGAAGAACAAGGCCACAGCCAAGCACCUGGGCGAGUUGAAAGCCAAGCUUUGCAAGCUGAAGCGAGAGAUCCUUGAGCCUUCUGGUGGUGGCGGUGGAAAAGCGGCAGGAUUUGAGGUUCAGAGAAUGGGAGACGCCCGCGUGGGUCUUGUCGGGUUUCCGUCUGUCGGAAAAUCCUCGCUGCUCACUGCUCUGACCGGUGUCCAGUCUGAGGCAGCUGCAUAUGAGUUCACCACGCUCACUUGCAUCCCUGGCGUCAUCUACUACAACGACGUCAGAAUCCAGCUGCUCGAUCUUCCUGGCCUGAUCGUUGGUGCUUCGAUCGGCAAAGGCAGAGGGAGGCAAGUCAUUGCAACAGCCAAGUCCUGCGACAUCAUCCUCAUGGUCCUAGAUGCCACUAAAGAUGAUGCGCAGAAGGAGAUGCUUACCAAGGAGCUGGAAAAUGUUGGGAUCCGCCUCAACAGAAAGCCACCAGACGUCACGGUCAGACCAACCAAAGGCGGAGGUCUGAAAUUUCAAGCCACCGUGCCGCUCAAUCACUUCGAUGAAGAGGUGUGUGCGACCAUACUGAAGCAGUACAAGAUGCACAACGCAGACGUAUUGGUUCGCGAGGACAUCACCGAGGAUGAUUUCAUAGAUGUGAUUGAUGGAAAUCGGAAAUACUGCAAGUGCAUUUAUGUGUACAAUAAGAUCGACAUGCUCAGGCUGGAAGAGGUGGAUGAGCUGGCAAGAAGGCCUUGUUCGGUGGUAGUCUCUGUACGAAACAAGUGGAACUAUGAGUACUUGCUGAAACGGCUCUGGGAUGAGAUGGAGAUUGUGAGGGUGUACACCAAGAAGAAGGGCAUGUUCCCAGAUUUUUCCGAUCCACUGAUCAUAACGCCGCAGCGCGGCAACAAGCAGUUUACCGUCGAAAACGCAGUGCAGCUUUUACACAAAUCGCUGCUGGAGGACUUCAAGCAUGCCUUGAUUUGGGGCAGCAGUGUGAAGCAGUCCCCACAGGCAAGUCUUGAUUUACUUACUCGGGGUUAG